AUGGGAAUUUUCGAGUCUGUAGAGAUAGCGAGUGAGCGAGGUGGUUCUUGGGUAUGGAAUACAACCCCUUUGAUGUUCGAGAUAAGUGAGGUAGUCCGCGAAGUGCGAGGAGUGCAAGAAACAAAAGAGGUCAACAAUAUAAAGCAGGCACACGAGAGAGAAGAAGGGGGCCUAGAUGGGGUUACGGUCCGGGUGGCAAUGGUUUUUCUCGUCUCUCGAACCAUAUUCUUUCAAGAGACGCCCAAGAGCAAACAUAAUAGAAUUCAAUACGCAAAUGAAUCUUCGAGGCAGUCGAUACAAAUGAGACAACAGAGAAUGGCCAGAGAAAGAAAAGUGCGUCAGUUAGCCAGUUUGUCAGCCAAAAGAGAUGAAGACGAGAUAAGACAAGGGACGUUAUCGGCGGUCGAAAGAGAUUGA
Molecule: messenger RNA, 417 nt
Organism: Acaulospora colombiana
Lineage: Eukaryota; Fungi; Glomeromycota; Glomeromycetes; Diversisporales; Acaulosporaceae
Source: the annotation of a GenBank genome assembly